Messenger RNA from Naumovozyma castellii, 867 nucleotides. RefSeq names its product iron-sulfur cluster assembly protein CFD1 (gene CFD1). Bases 1 to 867 code for a protein of 288 amino acids. The transcript has a single exon. The record is from RefSeq and is a predicted model, not a curated record. NCBI's taxonomy places the organism in Eukaryota, Fungi, Ascomycota, Saccharomycetes, Saccharomycetales, Saccharomycetaceae.
AUGAGUGGCGAAUUUGGAGAAGAAGAACAAAUUGAAGAACAAGAAGGACCAGCUCCAUCCCUGGCUCAAAUCAAACAUAUCAUCCUAAUCCUUUCCGGGAAAGGUGGUGUCGGUAAGAGUUCAGUGACCACACAGGCAGCAUUGACAUUAUGUAACAUGGGUUAUAAAGUUGGUGUCCUUGACAUCGAUUUGACUGGGCCUUCCUUACCAAGAAUGUUCGGUUUGGAAAAUAGAUCCAUUUAUCAAGCUGCCGAAGGUUGGUUACCUGUUCCCGUGGAGACUAAUGGGGUUGGAUCCCUCUCUGUUAUUUCCCUAGGGUUCCUGUUGGGUGAUAGAGGGAAUAGUGUUGUUUGGAGGGGUCCUAAGAAGACAGCCAUGAUUAAACAAUUUAUUAAGGAUGUCGCCUGGGGUCAGUUAGAUUAUUUAUUGAUCGAUACCCCACCAGGAACUUCAGAUGAACAUAUAUCCAUUGCCGAACAGUUAAGAUUUUCUGAGCCAGAUGGAGCCAUCGUGGUUACCACUCCUCAAAGUGUUGCCACUGCAGAUGUCAAGAAAGAAUUAAAUUUCUGUAAGAAAGUGGCAUUACAUAUCUUAGGGGUAGUGGAGAAUAUGUCAGGGUUUAUCUGUCCUCAUUGCGAAGAAUGUACAAAUAUCUUUUCCAGUGGUGGUGGCUUGAAAUUGGCAGAAGAAUUUAAUGUUCCAUAUUUGGGGAACGUCCCCAUUGAUCCAAAAUUCGUGGAACUAAUUGAAAACCAAACGACGGCAGAUGAGUCGUUGGUUGAAUCGUAUGGUAAAUCUACCUUAUGCCCAAUAUUUAAGGAUAUAAUGGAUAAAGUACUGGCUCAAAAUCGUCCAGCUAGAUGUUAA